Trypanosoma brucei brucei TREU927 is the source of this 1023-nucleotide messenger RNA. Its product is annotated as RNA-binding protein, putative. Gene Ontology annotation, cellular component: mRNA cleavage and polyadenylation specificity factor complex. The transcript has a single exon. The record is from RefSeq and is a predicted model, not a curated record. Bases 1 to 1023 code for a protein of 340 amino acids. NCBI's taxonomy places the organism in Eukaryota, Euglenozoa, Kinetoplastea, Trypanosomatida, Trypanosomatidae. Gene Ontology annotation, molecular function: mRNA binding.
AUGGAAACGCACCAGGAUCCGCGCAAUCUCAUUGUUAAUUACAUCCCAACCCCUGUGACGGAGGAAGACCUUGAGGAGCUGUUUAGACCUUUUGGACCAUUAGUUUCUGUUCGUAUCAUAUGCGACCGCGAGAACGGAAAUCACCCUAAAGGAUACGGAUUCGUUCGUUACAAGUUUGUAGAGUCCGCGAUGAACGCGAUGUCGCGGAUGAAUGGAUACUCGAUUAACAAUAAGCGUCUUCGUGUCACGCAAGCCACUGGGCCCAGGAAGUACUCACAGGCAGCAGGUUCAACAUCCGUGCGUCAGCCAGGGCCGAGAGCACCACCGGGCUCUGCUCCACCCAAAGUGAGCGGGCCGUGCUUCGGCGAUGGUGCUGUGGAGCAAAUCUCCUUGACUACCUCGAGCCUUGUCCCCUGCCCCAUUGUACACCCAUUCGACUCAAGAAACAGCGUACUAACAGCAAUGGCGCGGCCGCAAGAAACGACAGUGCAUCACCCUGCCACAUUCGCACUUGUGGACAGAGGUCGUAUGCAUAUGAUACAAGCAGCGCCCGGCAUUAUGGCGGCUCCCGUAGGCAAUCAGCAGUUUGUGCAAACGGUGCCAGCUAGUUGGGCCCCGGCACUCUCAACAAUACAGCCGCCGGUAGUGCUUAGUGAGGGUGACACAGGUGGCAUCGUUACUGGCAACAUAAAAACUUGUGGAAGCAGCAGCCCCAUGGAGUUAAGCGUCUUAAGCAUGACAACCCAACCAGUUCCGGCGAUGACUAUUCCGCGGGUACAACAGUCGAAUUCAGCAACUCAACCCGAGCAGUACCAUCCUUCGUCCAAGACUAUGGAGCCGCUUUGCUUUCAGUCAUACAUGCCUCUUAAUCCGGUGCGAGACGGAAUCCUUCAGGGCAGCGUUUCGUCCUUUUUUACACCCCUGGGUGCUUCGGACCCAACCACCGGCAGCCUUUGCGGCGCGGCUCUCAGUAGCCCGACGACUCGGAUGAUCGGAACCACCAACUUCAUGAGCCCAAACUAA